Labrus mixtus (cuckoo wrasse) is the source of this 1260-nucleotide messenger RNA. Its product is annotated as kazal-type serine protease inhibitor domain-containing protein 1-like. Gene Ontology annotation, molecular function: insulin-like growth factor binding. The record is from RefSeq and is a predicted model, not a curated record. Gene Ontology annotation, cellular component: extracellular region. Gene Ontology annotation, biological process: regulation of cell growth; regulation of signal transduction. The coding region runs from base 388 to 1260 and encodes 290 amino acids. The transcript has 4 exons. NCBI's taxonomy places the organism in Eukaryota, Metazoa, Chordata, Actinopteri, Labriformes, Labridae.
GAGAGGAACUGGGACAAGGUAAAAAAAAAUGAGACUAGUCAGAUACCUUGGAGAUGAAGCUUUCUGUCUUCUCCUCACUGCAAAGGCUGUCUCGUUGUUAGAAUGGAUCUGGAGCUGAUGAAGAAAUCUCAAGGAGGAAAAUGAAAUGGAACAAAAACAGCAGGGAUACAUGGUAAUAAUAACAACAACACAGGAACAGAAGGGAACACUUAAAACUCAGAGGAGGAACAACAUGUGACUGUUUGACAGAACAGAAAACAAGCAGGACUGCCGUCUUUGUUAUAAGUUAGACUCGGCUUUUAAACAUAUUACAGUUUCAUUUUGAUUUAACUUUGUGCCUUCAUGUUUUUGCAUCUCCGGGAUAUUUGUUUCUGAUUUUGUGUAAGGAUGAAGUUCCAUAACAUGGCUCAAAUUUGCCUGCAUGUCUGUAUAUGGAUAGGUGUUUGUGUCUCUUUUUCCCUCCGUUCACCCCCCCAGCACCGUGGGUGGCUGCGGCUGUGGGAGGAGGGUGAUGGCUGCGCGGAGUGCAACCAGCACCUCUGUCCUCUGGUCCCUGAUGACUGCCCCGCAGGUCAGGUUCAGGAUGUCUGUGGGUGCUGUGAGCAGUGUGCUAACGUGGAGGGGCAACAGUGUGACCCAGAUGGGGCUCAGAAGUUCUAUGGAAGCUGUGGAGAGGGCCUGGUCUGCCAGCGGAAAAUACCAAAGAGAGACCACAGGGAUGAGCCAGAGCCUGCAUGUGUAUGUCAGGAUAAGGGCCCUGUAUGUGGCUCAGAUGGAAGGAUUUAUCCAAAUGUUUGUCAAAUGAAAGAGGCCGCCAGCCGCCUUAACACAACCCUCGAGCUCACAGGAAGAGGACCCUGCCUUUCUGUUCCCCACAUCCUGCAGGGGCCCAGAAACCUCUCAAACUACACUGGGAAUGAUGCCUUGUUUGGCUGUGAGGUCUCAGCUUACCCGCUUCCAAACUUGAGCUGGAGGAAGAAAGGUCUUGAAACCACCCUGCCAGGAGAUGAUCCUCACAUGUCUGUCCAGACUCGAGGGGGUCCCCAGCGCUAUUCUGUCUCCACCUGGCUUCAGAUACAGGGUCUCCACACCUCUGAUUCAGGGGUCUACACUUGCAUCUCCCAGAAUUCCUUGGGAGAAACGUCUGCAUCAGCAAAGCUUAAAGUGUUGAAGCAGGAGGUGGAGAUUAUAGAAGACAAAGUUGAGGAGGAACCUGAGCACAUUGAUUUUCCAGAAGGAGGCAGUGGUGACGACAAAUAA